Messenger RNA from Benincasa hispida (wax gourd), 798 nucleotides. Its product is annotated as kiwellin-like. The record is from RefSeq and is a predicted model, not a curated record. Lineage: Eukaryota; Viridiplantae; Streptophyta; Magnoliopsida; Cucurbitales; Cucurbitaceae.
UAUAUAAAGGGUGAAAAACGUCUCUCUUUUAUUCAUACAAAGGCUAUAUAGCAUCUCCAUGGCCAACUUAGUAUUUUUGAUCUCUAUCAUUCUUCUUCCUCACAUCUCUCUAGCAAUUUCUUCCUGCAAUGGUCCAUGCCAGACCCUAGAUGAUUGUGAAGGCCAAUUGAUUUGCAUCAACGGCGCGUGCAACAACGAUCCUGACAUCGACGAUAGCCAAUGUUCUGAGGGUGGAUCUUCACCAUCUCCGAGCAGUGAUUGCCAACCGAUGGGAAGCUUGAGUUGCAAUGGAGAAUCCUUCCCGCAAUACCAAUGCUCACCAGCAGUGACUUCCUCGACCCAAGCUACGUUGACAAACAAUGAUUUUAGCGAAGGUGGAGAUGGGGGAGCUCCAUCAGAGUGCGAUGAGGCUUUUCAUGAUAACUCUGAACGAAUCGUGGCACUAUCAACUGGUUGGUACAGUGGGGGCUCAAGAUGUGGGAAGAUGAUUAGAAUCACAGCGACGAAUGGAAAUUCAGUGUUGGCGAAGGUAGUGGAUGAGUGCGACUCUGUGAAUGGGUGUGAUGCAGAGCAUGCUAAUCAACCGCCAUGUCGUAAUAAUAUUGUGGAUGGAUCUGAUGCUGUGUGGAGUGCUUUGGGGCUAAAUAAAGAUGUGGGAGAAGAAGCUGUCACUUGGUCAGAUGCUUAGAAUUUAAAACCAUUUCAAUGCUUCUUGGCUACAAUAAUGUAAUUGUCAUUUUGAUAAUUACUUAGAUGCAUGACCACAAAAAUAUAUGUUUUCUUUUAGUGAAUGUUAUG